Messenger RNA from Oryzias melastigma (Indian medaka), 2024 nucleotides. Its product is annotated as calpain-5. Lineage: Eukaryota; Metazoa; Chordata; Actinopteri; Beloniformes; Adrianichthyidae. Gene Ontology annotation, biological process: proteolysis. The record is from RefSeq and is a predicted model, not a curated record. Gene Ontology annotation, cellular component: cytoplasm. Gene Ontology annotation, molecular function: calcium-dependent cysteine-type endopeptidase activity. The transcript has 8 exons. The coding region runs from base 538 to 1848 and encodes 436 amino acids.
AACUCAGGGUAGGGAGCCAAAAAGGAUGAAAUAAAUACCAGUUUGAUGAAAAUGACCAGAAGUCAUUUCUAUCAUUUGCGUUAAUGAGCCGUUCAAAAGAUUCUUCUCCUUAUUUAUUUUCCCUCCUUUUUUUUAGGAUCCUGGUUUUUGAGGAACGUUUUCUCUUUCUCGCACAUUGUGGGUCUGUCUGUCAUAUGCCUGUGUUAAUCCAGUCGCACUGAACCAUUUUAAAUGAUUCAGGGAUGGGGUCCAGCAGACGUUAACGUUUCCAAAGUAUAACAAAAAAUAUAUACAUAUUUAUAUAGAUACCAUGGCGUUGAAAAUAAAAAUAUUUGUGAUUAUAUAUUGGCUAAUGACAUGACUUUCCUGUUUUAUCAUUUCAUUGUCAUUACGGGCCUCUGUGGACCCCCCUCUCAGUCUGGGCACUAACUUUCCCUCCUAAAAGUCACCACAGUUUUAAGGAAGUUUCUAACCAAACCUAACUGAUCUUCUCUGUUUAUCAUCCAUCUCCAGCCGUGAGGUUUCAGUCUCUCAGCCAUGUCUUCCUCUGUUGCCCCGUUCAAAAAUCAACAUUAUGCUCACCUGAAAAGGGACUGCAUCAAGAACAAGAAGCUGUUUGAAGAUCCAGAGUUCCCCGCAAACGAUUCAUCUGUGUUCUAUAAAGAAAAACCUUGUGGUAUCGUGGAGUGGAAGCGACCAGGGGUGAGUGCCAGUAAGAAAAUAUGGUAUGGGAAAAUAGGGAACUGCUGGUUUGUUGCUGCGAGCUCAUGUCUUGCUCUGAAACCAAAACUCUGGGAAAAGGUGAUUCCCGAUUGGGAGGAGCAGGACUGGGAUCCCAAACAUCCAGAAAACUAUGCCGGGAUCUUCCACUUCCGGUUCUGGGUCUUUGGUCAGUGGACAGAUGUGGUAGUGGACGACCGGCUGCCUACUAUUAACAGACACCUGAUCUACUGUCAUUCAAACAGCAAACGUGAAUUCUGGAGUGCUCUGUUGGAGAAGGCUUAUGCCAAACUCUAUGGCUGCUAUGAGUCUUUAAGAGGGGGAUACCCUGGAGAUGCUGUGGUAGAUUUCAGUGGAGCUGUAUGUGAACGCAUCAACUUAAAGAAAGAGGCUUUCUACAAAGACCAAGAAAAACAAAACCAUCUAUUUGAGAAACUACUGGAAGUUUGUAAGCGUGAAGGAAUCAUCAGCUGCUGGACCACGGCAGACCCGCAUAAAACUGAGGCCAAGCUGACAAACGGUCUGGUGAGAGGGCAUGCAUACGCUGUGACAGCAGUGAAUAGAGUACGUUUAGGUGAGGGGCUGGGGACGUACUCCAAGACUGAAACUAUUCCUAUGAUCCGAAUGAGAAACCCCUGGGGACACAUAGAGUGGAAUGGACCCUGGAGUGACAGCUCUGAGGAAUGGUCCAAGAUUGGCUAUGCAGAGAGGAACAAAGUUGGACUCACAGUAGAGGAUGAUGGGGAGUUCUGGAUGUCCUUUGAAGACUGGUGCAGACACUUCUGUGAUGCAGAUGUUUGCCACAUUGUUGAUCCUUCGCUCACCAACUCCCGUCCAUGGAAUGAAACUUUGCAUUUUGGGAGCUGGACAAGACAUGAUGAUCCAGUCUUAAACCGCAGCGGUGGCUGCAAUAGCAUGACAAUACCGCAGAACCCACAGUAUCUGUUUGAUGUGACAAAGAAAACUGAUGAAGUAUUGAUCACCCUACAACAAAAAGACCAGAGGAUCCAUAAAAAAACUGGUCAUGGAGAAAAUAUGGCCAUUGGCUUUAAGGUUUAUGAGGUAACAUCCAUAUUUCUUUACUCUAUUAGCUUUCCUACUGUCAUAGUUGACCAGAUUCAACAUUGAUUUGUCUUUUCUAAAAUUCAUUUUCAAAAUGCAUGGCCAAAUUGCAAAUGUGAAAUGAACUAUGUUACCAAAAAAUGGUCAAUAGAAAAUUUGGUCAUUGGCGUUUUGGUUUUUAAGGUAACAAUACAAAUAUUAAUUAAUUUACUCAAUUUUAAAGAUGUAAUAUUGUGUUGUUU